AUGAGGGUAUUCAGAAGUUUUCUCUUCCUCUUAGUGCUGCACCUUCUGCAGGGGUCUGAUACUUCCCUCGUUCAGCUGAAUAACAAUGGCUACGAAGGUGUUAUCAUUGCUAUAGACCCUGCUGUGCCAGAAGAUGGAAAAAUAAUAGAACAGAUAAAGGACAUGGUGACUACAGCUUCUACUUACCUGUUUGAAGCCACAGAAAAAAGAUUCUUUUUCAAAAAUGUUUCAAUAUUAAUUCCUGAGAAUUGGAAAGAAAACUCUGAAUAUAAGAGGCUGAAACAUGAAAGCUAUGAACACGCUGAUGUUUUAGUUGCACCACCUACCCUCCCAGGUAGAGAUGAACCAUACACCAAACAGUUUACUGCCUGUGGAGAGAAAGGAGAAUACAUUCAUCUCACCCCCGACUUUGUACUUGGAAAAAAUGAAAGUGAAUAUGGACCAUCAGGGAGAUUGUUUGUCCACGAGUGGGCCCAUCUCCGCUGGGGAGUGUUUGACGAGUACAACGAAGAUGAGCCUUACUACAGCGCCACGUCAAAAAAAAUUGAAGCAACAAGGUGUCCCACAGGUAUUACUGGUAUAAAUAGAGUUUAUACGUGUCAAGGAGACAGCUGUGUAACCAGAGCAUGCAGAAUUGAUUCUAAGACAAAACUGUAUGAAAAAGAUUGUCAAUUCUUCCCUGAGAAAGAUCAAACCGAAAAGGCAUCCAUAAUGUUUAUGCAAGGGAUUGAUUCUGUUGUUGAAUUCUGUAAGGAAAACAACCAUAACCGAGAGGCUCCAAGCCUACAAAACAAAAUGUGCAAUUCCAGAAGCACAUGGGACGUGAUCAGCAAUUCUGAGGAUUUUAAAAACACAACAUCUAUGGUGGCACCACCCCCUCCACCUGUCUUCUCAUUGCUGAAGAUCAGUCAAAGAAUUAUGUGCUUAGUUCUUGAUAAGUCUGGAAGCAUGGCGGGUUCUAAUCGCCUAAAUCGAAUGAACCAAGCAGCAAAACAUUUCCUGAUGCAGACCAUUGAAAACGGAUCCUGGGUGGGGAUGGUGCAUUUUGAUAGUACUGCCUACAUAAAAAGUAAAUUAAUCCAAAUAACAAGCAGCAAUGAAAGAAACAAGCUCUUGGAGAGUUUACCUACAGCAGCUUCUGGAGGAACUUCCAUCUGCAGGGGAAUUAAAUCAGCAUUUCAGGUACUUACAGGCAUAUACCCCCAAAUAGAUGGAUCUGAAAUAGUGCUGCUGACCGAUGGGGAGGAUAACUCUGCAGGCAGUUGCGUGGAUGAAGUGAAACAAAGUGGGGCCAUCAUUCAUUUCAUUGCUUUGGGACCAUCUGCUGAUCAAGCAGUCAUAGAGAUGAGCACCAUAACAGGAGGAAAGCACAAAUAUGCUUCAGAUGAAGCUGCGAACAAUGGCCUCAUUGAUGCUUUCGCGGCCCUUGUAUCAGGAAACGCCGAUCUCUCCCAGCAGUCUCUUCAGCUUGAAAGUAAGGGACUAACACUCAACAAUAACCUCUGGAUGAAUGGCACUGUAAUAAUUGAUAGCACAGUGGGAAAGGACACAUUCUUUCUUGUCACCUGGAACGGACAGUCUCCCACUAUUUCUCUCUGGGAUCCCAAUGGAACACGGAUGGAAAAUUUCACAGUGGACACAGAUUCCAAAAUAGCUUAUCUCAGUAUUCCAGGAACUGCAAAGGUGGGUGUUUGGACUUACAGUCUUCAAGCCAAACAAAACUCAGAAAUAUUAACGAUAACAGUAAACUCUCGGGCAGCAAAUCCUUCCGUGCCUCCAAUCACAGUGAAUGCUAAGAUGAAUAAAGACACAAACAGCUUCCCCAGCCCAAUGAUUGUUUACGCAGAAAUUCUACAAGGCUUUGUACCCAUUCUUGGAGCCAAUGUGACUGCUUUCAUUGAAUCAAAUAGUGGAAAAACAGAAGUUUUACAACUUUUGGAUAACGGUGCAGGUGCUGAUUCUUUCAAAAAUGAUGGGGUCUACUCCAGAUAUUUUACAGCUUAUUCAGAAAAUGGCAGAUACAGCUUAAAAGUACGGGUUCAUGGAGGAACAAAUGCUGCCACACGAAGCAUAAGGCAUCCAGCCAAUAGAGCUGCAUAUAUACCAGGCUGGGUAGUGGACGGGAAAAUUGAAGGUAAUCCACCAAGACCUAAAAUUGAUGAGGAUACUCAGACAACCUUGGAGAGUUUCAGCAGAACAGCGUCUGGAGGUGCAUUUGUGGUUUCAAAUGUUUCAAAUCUUCCCUUGCCUGACCUGUACCCACCAAGUCAAAUCACAGACCUUGAGGCCACCCGUGAUGGGGACGAUAUCAGUCUAACAUGGACAGCACCAGGAGAUGACUUUGACGUUGGAAAAGCUCAACAGUACAUCAUAAGAAUAAAUGGAAGUCUCCUGGAUCUAAGAGACAAUUUUGAUGACGCUCUUCAAGUAAACACUACUGAUCUGUUACCAAAGGAGGCCAACUCUGAGGAAACCUUUGCAUUUACACCAGGACACAUCUCAGAAGGAAAUGCAACCCACAUAUUCAUUGCCAUUCAAAGUGUGGAUAAAAGCAAUUUGACAUCAAAAGUAUCCAACAUCGCACAAGUAGCUUUGUUUAUUCCUGAAGCAGAUUCCAGUCCUGAUGAAACUCAGCCAAAUCCCAGUCCCGGUGAAAAUCUUCCUAAUUCUGGAGUUAGCAUUUCUUCUUUGGUGUUGUCAGUGGUUGGGUCUGUGGCGCUUGUUAGUAUUAUUUUAAGUACCGCUGUUUGCAUCUUAAACAAGAAAAAAAAUUCAAGAAGGCUUAGAACAGAGUUUUAAAAAACAACAACAAAAGUGAAAGAUAUUUCUAAUUUUUUAAAUUCAUCCUGUGUGAUCAUGUACUCAUAAAAUUAAUUUUAAGAAUUCUAGAAAGGAUACUUUGAUUAAAUAUAAACAUCCAGGACUAUUUGAAAAACUGUAAGUCAAUAUUAAAGUUUAAUAAUUUUAUUUACUCAUUACUUUACUUAUCAUAAAAAGCAAUGAAUAAAGAUCCUUUUUCAUACUGCUACCUGGUUCU
This is a messenger RNA of Equus quagga, 3037 nucleotides long. It is a transcript of the gene CLCA4, whose product is annotated as chloride channel accessory 4. Bases 1 to 2799 code for a protein of 932 amino acids. NCBI's taxonomy places the organism in Eukaryota, Metazoa, Chordata, Mammalia, Perissodactyla, Equidae. The record is from RefSeq and is a predicted model, not a curated record. Gene Ontology annotation, biological process: chloride transport. Gene Ontology annotation, molecular function: intracellularly calcium-gated chloride channel activity. The transcript has 14 exons.